Messenger RNA from Exophiala xenobiotica, 1724 nucleotides. RefSeq lists its product as uncharacterized. Gene Ontology annotation, molecular function: RNA polymerase II CTD heptapeptide repeat phosphatase activity; RNA polymerase core enzyme binding. The transcript has 2 exons. Gene Ontology annotation, cellular component: nucleus; cytoplasm. The record is from RefSeq and is a predicted model, not a curated record. Lineage: Eukaryota; Fungi; Ascomycota; Eurotiomycetes; Chaetothyriales; Herpotrichiellaceae. The coding region runs from base 323 to 1066 and encodes 247 amino acids.
CCCGGCUCUGCAAUCGAUCACCUGAACGUCUGACAAGAGAAUUUGGUGAAGAGGUGAGACGGUGAAGGACAAAGUAGCUGGUCGGCAAUGUGGCAUUAAUUGGUUAGAAGUGGCCUUCGACAACCUGGCGACGUGGGGCAGAAGUUCAGAGACCGCCGCAACAUCAGGCCGCCUUCGGUUUAGAGGUCGUACGCUAGAAAUUCGCCGCGAUCCUUCGUCGAGGAACUGUUUGCGCCUCGACAUACACAUCAACGCCUGGUCAGGUGUUCCUCAUUCUCAAUCACCUUUGGCAGAGGUCGAGUGACGACAUGAGUGGGAAAUCAUGACCACCAACAUGUCAAAAGCCGAAGCCGAAAAGCGCAUCCGUUCUACAGUUCUUCGCCAUGCUACCGAUAUCGAGGACAGGAAGAGACUACAAUCCCGUAUUGUUGACUUGAUCGUUGAAGCAUUCGAUCUACCAUCAAAAACAGAUGCCGAUCCAGCAAGGCCACAACUAUCAGAUGCCUCUCUAUUUAAGCAAUGCCUAGGGCUGUUCCAAGCAUCUGAUCUGGACGACCUCGUUUACGAACGAAAUGUAGACAACAGAUGCGGCUACGCUCUCUGUCCCAAACCAAACCAGAAAUUGUCGCAUAACGGUGACUUGAUGUGGAACAAGAAAGGUGGCAAAGACUUCAAACUCGUCAACAAGGCAGAAAUGGAAAAAUGGUGUUCACCACUCUGUCAAGAAAGAACGGCCUUCGUUCGCGCUCAACUCGGUACGGAGCCAGCUUGGUUGAGAGACGUUAAAGCUGUUGACAUCAAAUUUUUGGACGAAGUUGGUACUGACAAUCUUGUGGAGUCGCUCAAUUCCCUCUCGCUCGCCAAAGCAGCAGAUGACGAUGUCGCAGAGAAAAUGCAGGCACUUUCCCUUGAGCGCGGCGAACUCAAGGUCAAUCGCGCUGACAACUCUGUUGCACUUGUCGAGAAGUCGAGCGACGCUAUUCCGAAGGCUCCAUCCCUGAAACCGAAGCAGCAGAACGCCGUCGAGGGUCAUCAGCCGCGCAAAGUCCGCUUCCAGAACCCCUGAGAUGACAAUACGCAGUCUGACGUUCUGGAGACCAAGAAGAUGUUAUGAUUGAGAGCACCAUGACAGGGCCCGCCUCCUGCGACGAAAGGAUCCAAGCCUAAUGUGAUGGUGGUGAUGAGCUGAAGCUGUGCUAGUAUGAUUCCUAGGCACCAAGGCAGCGACUAACCCCAGAGUCCCCGCUUGAUGCAAGUUAUCGGGAUUCUAGCUUGUAGUGCUGCGAUGCCGUGCUGAAGUGGGGUUGGGGGCGAGGAGCUCACAGCCCAAAUCGUCGACAAAGAAGCAUGCCGCACGGAGCUAGAAGAAAGGAUUUCGUGGAUAUUGCGCAGCCGAAGUCAUCACCAUUCAGCUUGACCGAGGGUGUAAGGCGCUGUGGCAUCAUCCGCCGAAAGCAAAGUAUGCUCUUUCGAGCGGUUGUCUUUCGAACUCCCAUGCUAACCAGUCACUCCUCGUUGUAGGCAACAAGCCCAUGCUGUUUACUUUGUAUAUCCCUAGGCCUAGCAAGAGGCACUGCAUAAGGACAUAAACUGCUUUGGCACCCAGCAUUUGCGAACGUGUGCCUACGCUUUCGAAUUUGGAAAAUGCCAUGUUGGUCUGCGUAAUAGCUUGAAUUGGAUUCUUGAAGCUGUACUAGAUCAGUAGCCGCCCGAGCCGUGAUGGC